AUGUUUUGAAUGACAGACAACACAAAACAUAACAACAACUACUUGUAAAAUAUAAAAGACUUGAAGUGAAGAAUUGAAUCCAAUCGAGAAAAUUAUCCGAAGAUUAUCUGAAUGUUUGAGCUGUUGAUGUAGUGAUCAUCAGUACAGUACUAAUAAAGUGGUCGCCACUGACAUCGCUGACAUGGGUUACGAUUGUUUACGAUUUGCCGUCGAAGUGCCCGAAGAGCUGAUGUGCUCCAUCUGUAAUGACGUGUUAUGCGAACCGCUGGUCACCGAAUGUGACCACUUAUUUUGUCGCGAAUGUAUUACCGAAUGGUUGUCCGUCAAUCGUACGUGUCCUAUCGAUCGGCUGUACAUAACCUCACGUAAUCUGCGGACAGCGCCCCGCUAUGUGCGCAACCAAUUGGGCCGACAGCUCCUUAAGUGUGACUUUGCCGACGACGGCUGCCAAACGAUGGUAACAUUGGAUUCGCUGUACAAACACGUCAACGAUUGUUACUAUAAUCCGAAAAAACGUCUGAUCUGUCAGAAGGGCUGCGAACGAUGGAUGACAAGAGAACAGCUUCAGAACCAUAACUGUUGGCGAGAUUUACGCAACGAUAUGAUCAAACAGGAAGAAGUAAUUGCAGAUCUGAGACGUUGGCGAUACGGACUAAUCGGUUGUCUUAUUGUACUAAUGCUAUACAUAUUGUUUCCGACAUUAAUGGUCAGUAUGUGCUUUGAAAAUCUCUUGGUAUUGAUGCCGACGACAACAAUGUCUGCCGUCUCUACUACCGGUGCAGCUAAUAAUGAUGACAACUCUGGCACCUAAUAAUGACAGUCAGUCUCCGUCUAAUAGUCRAGAAGAAGAAGG
Molecule: messenger RNA, 853 nt
Organism: Oppia nitens
Lineage: Eukaryota; Metazoa; Arthropoda; Arachnida; Sarcoptiformes; Oppiidae
Product: E3 ubiquitin-protein ligase NRDP1-like
Exons: 1
Coding region: 182-811 (209 amino acids)
Biological process (GO): protein polyubiquitination; ubiquitin-dependent protein catabolic process
Molecular function (GO): ubiquitin protein ligase activity
Source: RefSeq, a predicted model, not a curated record